AUGGCGUCCUCUUCUUCUUCUUCUUCUUCUUCUUCUUCUUCAACAUCCUCUCUUGCCGAUUCAUCUUCCUCUUCCUUCUUCACCACGGCAACCGACACCGUCCCCGUCACACAGGAACAGUUGAACAUCUUCCAUUCCGUCGACCGCAAGCUCUUCACCCGCCUAGUCUUCAAUCUGAGCCGCGACCCCGCCGAGUCCACUCAGGUCAUGGCUCUCUGGCUCUGGUUGGAGCAAGCCGAACGAGACCUGCAUUUCGUCAAUAAAAUUUUGGUCAACUUCCCCGAUUCUCUCCUCAAUGCCAUCGCCGAUGAAACCGUCGUCGCUUUGAAUUGCGCGGAGAGCGAUCGGUUCCCUUUCCCUUCCAACAAUUUCCCCGACAUACCUCUUCUCCGAAGCAUGACGAGUACCGGAUCGUUGAGCCUCAAAUUCUUUUAUGAAAACAGGUUCGGAGUUAUCCGCGGCGUCACAAGGAUGCUCAACAAAGUCUGUGCCAGGGCAUUUCAGGACAUCUUGCAGCGUGUUCAGGAGAGAAAAGCCCAAGAACACGCUCGGCUUGGUUCGCUUACCAGUGUUUACUACAGCAAUAAUCAUCCUUAUAAUUACGGUGGUAGUACAGUAAAAGGAAGUGAUUCGAGUCCGCACGUUGGUGGUGGUUUUGAUACGUCUGAUCUUGCAUUCCAGAGACAGAUUAUGAAUAGCAGUGAAACUGGGGAUGUUUUGGGUCGUUUACAAUUAGGUGGUGGUAGUAGUGAUGUUAAAGGAAGAGACUGCGUGCCUGUUGAUGAUAGGACUAUUUUUUUGACAUUCUCUAAAGGCUAUCCAAUUUCUGAAUUUGAAGUCAAAGAAUUCAUCACCAAGAAAUUUGGAGAUAAUGUGAUUGAUUAUAUAUACAUGCAAGAAGUGUCGCCCGAGGACCAACCCCUCUAUGCACGACUUGUUGUUCGGUCGGUUUCUGACAUUGGAAUAGUUCUCAGUGGAAAGAGCAAAGCCAAAUUCUCCAUCAAUGGGAAACAUGUUUGGGCUAGAAAAUUUGUUCGUAAGCAAGUCAAGUCGCCCCAGAAUUUGUCACCUCCUUCGGUUUCUCAACCUGGUUCACCAUCCGAACCAUCACAAGAUAUGGAUAGUGGUAAUGAUACUGAAACUCGUAGUACCCCAUCAACAAUACCAUUAGAAUCAGUAGCACCUGCAUCACUUCUUCCAUUUCCACCAUCUAGUUUAAGGAAAAGAAAACCAUCUAGGAAACCAUCCAUGGUGUGGGAUAAUUAUGAGAAAAUAGAAAAUUCAGAUCCUGAUAACCCUAGAUGGUUGAGGGAGGCACAUGACUCUAUUGCUAGUAUUCGUAAUGUAGUGAAAUAUGUUAGAUCUUCUCCUAUUAGAUUACAAAAGCUUAAGGAGUGUGUUGCUCAAGAGAAAAUUGAGAGCAAUUCUCUUGUGUUUUUUGAUGUUCUAACUAGGUGGAAUUCCACCUACUUAAUGUUGGAAGUAGCUUCGAAAUUCCAAAAAAUUUUUGAAAGGUUGGAAGAGGAUGAUGGUCAUUAUCUAUGCUAUUUUAGGGAGGACAAUGGUGGUGGAAAAAGGGUUGGACCACCUAAUCAUAUUGAUUGGAACAAUGCUCUUGUUUUUGUGAAGUUCUUUAAAAGUUUUUAUGAUGUAACUUUAAAGUUUAGUUCUUCACUGCAUGUUAGUUCCGAUGCUUAUUUUUCAUGA
Ziziphus jujuba (common jujube) is the source of this 1707-nucleotide messenger RNA. RefSeq lists its product as uncharacterized. The transcript has 4 exons. NCBI's taxonomy places the organism in Eukaryota, Viridiplantae, Streptophyta, Magnoliopsida, Rosales, Rhamnaceae. The coding region runs from base 1 to 1707 and encodes 568 amino acids. The record is from RefSeq and is a predicted model, not a curated record.